This is a messenger RNA of Amphibalanus amphitrite, 4895 nucleotides long. RefSeq names its product endoplasmic reticulum aminopeptidase 1-like. Gene Ontology annotation, molecular function: metalloaminopeptidase activity; peptide binding; zinc ion binding. The transcript has 20 exons. Gene Ontology annotation, biological process: proteolysis; peptide catabolic process. Lineage: Eukaryota; Metazoa; Arthropoda; Thecostraca; Balanomorpha; Balanidae. Bases 381 to 4400 code for a protein of 1339 amino acids. The record is from RefSeq and is a predicted model, not a curated record. Gene Ontology annotation, cellular component: cytoplasm.
GAGCUGAGCAUCUGCUCCCUAUAUAUGGCCUUGGUUUGCCCUAGUGCACGUCACCAAGAAACGUCUUGUUUUAGUUGUGUGCUUUAUGGAUGAUGCUUAAUAACUUUUAGUUGACAGUUGACUAUCGUAAAAAAAUCCAUAAACAGUGAUAAUAAAAAGAUCCAAAUAAUGCUCAUUGCUCAUAAUGACAUGUAUUUAAAGUAUUGAGUCCAAAGUAUUAAGUCCAAAGUAUUAAACCGCCUUGUUUUGCAUUUAAAUAAGGGAACGCGUUUUCGCUUCAAUAUGAAAAAUCAUUUGGAUAAAUAAGCUUUAUACAAUUGUUUUAAGCAUUCAUGAGUCAAUUUUCAAGCUAGAAAUCUACACAGUCGAAGCACGGAAUCAUGCUUUUCAGUGACCGCUCACAGCAGAGUCACCUUUCGCUGGUCUCAGCAUCCGACGGAGGCCUGACUCGCAUUACGGACGACUCGCAGCUGAUUAAGGCCAGCUCCGACGAUUUCGCGCCGUUCCAAAGACGCUUCAGAGGCUACGAUCCCGUAUUGUCCUAUCGAGAGAGCGGAGGAGCCAAUUUCAAGAGUGCUCCAGGGGAGAGUGAAGAGGCGUGCGAUAGGCGGCAUGCGAAUAUUGCCAAUUAUCAACUGAAAACAGUGACUAGUCGUCCUUCAAAGGCCUUGGUGGGAAAGUGUUUUCCAAAUACAGUAUGUAAGCCGGAAAAUCUUUCGAAUGACAGAAAACUAUCCCAAUCGAAACGCACUGCAAACAUAGUCUCUUUUGUCGACGAAAUGGAUCCUACAAGCAGAAGCGUAAGAAGAGUGUUGUCUUCAGCAGAGCCGAAUAAGAAUACACAGUCCCGUCAAGUAUCCCAAAGUUACAGCGAAGCAAGUCGCCCCAACUCGACGAUCAGUUCUCGAAGCUUUAGUACAAUGAGUUAUUCGUGGUCUGGGCACAGCUCACUGACCUGCACGAGCAGCGGUACGGGGGCGGCGGAGACAUCCGGCCGCCAGUGCUGCACCGGCUCCGAGCCGCGGCCGGCCGCCAGCCGAGACAGCGCCCAGACACAGAGAAAGUCGCCCUGCACAGCCUCCGACCGGCCGUCGUCGCCCCAGUCCUCGGUCGAUUCCUGUUCGGAGGACCUGAGUAACCUGCGCUCCGGGCGUAAGUCGGCUGCUAGUCGACUAAAAAAGGAUAAAGGAUGCCUCGCCGGUUUAAAUAGCUAUUUGUCAAACAGAAAGAAGAAAGCGCAAAAGGAGCACCGAAGAAAGGAGCGGAAGAAGCUGAUUAAAAUGAAACCGCAUAGAGGAGACAUUUUCGUCAAAAUUAGGAGCUAUGUCCGUAACCUAGUGUGGGGCCUCCCGCUGGGCGACCCGACGGCGGCCAGCCACCUGGGCACCUCGGGCACCUACCGGGCGUUCGGCACCGGCCCGCAGUCCAUGGCCGACGCCAUGAGCGCCAGCGGCCGCACCACCACCCCGCCCCCGAACGGUCCAGGGGAGCGGGCGCUGUACAACAAGGCUGAGUAUGCCGGGCGGAAGGCGGUGGUCUGUUCGCCGAGGCGCGCCGCCGCCGUGCUGGUGCUGGUCUUCCUGGCCGUGCUGGCGAUCGCGCUGGUUGCCGCAUUUGCUAGGCCCGCCUGUCUUCCCAGCACUGGUGUGGUGGGCCCGACGACGGUGGCGCCUCCGGUGGCGACCCGGCCAACUACUGCCGACGGCGAGCCGUUCCCGUGGGACAGCCUGCGUCUACCGCCAGCCGUCCUGCCCCGCCGCUACGAGCUCCUGCUGCAGCCCAACCUGACCACAUUCGCAGUAGUGGGCCGGGUGAAGAUCCAAAUCACAGUCACUCAAGAGACCAGCUUCAUCGUGCUCCAUUCGCGCAACAUGACCAUCACCAAGAGGGAGCUGCACACGUCCGAUGACUCGGUCAACGUCUCCAUCACGCGCCUGCUGCUCUACCCGGAGCGCGACCAGGUGUACCUUUCGGUCAAUGAGUCUCUACAGCUGGGACAAAACUACACCCUAUCGUUUGAGUUCAACUACACACUCCGAGAGGCUCUGGAGGGUUUCUACCUCAGCCACUACACGGCAGCCAAUGGCUCCAAACGUUAUCUGGCCACCACGCAGUUCGAGCCGAACGCGGCGCGCGCGGCGUUCCCGUGCUUCGACGAGCCGCAGCUGAAGGCCACCUUCCAGCUGGCCAUGGUGCGUCACGAGAGUCACACGGCGCUCUUCAACACACCGCGGCGCAGCACCGCGGACCUCGACUUCUACCUGGGCGCCGGCAUCAAGCAGGAUGAUUUUUUCGAGACGGUGCGCAUGUCCACGUAUUUGGUGGCGUUUAUCGUCAGUGACUACGCGCACAUCUCGGACACCACGGACGGCAAUGUGCUGGUCUCGGUCUGGGCGCCGCCGCAUCUGGUCCAGCAGGGCCAGUUCGCCGCCCAAGUGGCCGUCAGCGUCCUCGACUUCUACACCGACUACUUCGGCCUACCGUACCAGCUGCCCAAACUCGACCUGGUGGCCAUCCCGGACUUCGCCGCUGGCGCCAUGGAGAACUGGGGCCUGUGUACGUUCCGGCUGACUAGCCUGCUGUACGAGCCGUCCAGCGGCGGCAGCGCCAUCCAGCAGUGGGUCACACGGGUGGUGGCGCACGAGCUGGCCCACCAGUGGUUCGGUAACCUGGUCACCAUGGAGUGGUGGAACGACCUCUGGCUCAACGAAGGCUUCGCCACGCUGAUGGAGUUCAUCGGAGCGGGCCACGCGCGGCCCGAGUAUCACAUGGGACAGCAGUUUAUGCUGGAGGCCACGCUGACGGCUCUGGCCUUGGACAGUCUGCGCGACUCGCACCCCAUCUCCGUUGAGGUCACCGACCCCGACCAGAUCGAGUCCAUCUUUGACACCAUCUCUUACAGCAAGGGCGCCGCCGUCCUCUACAUGCUGAUGAAGGAGCUGGGACAGCCCGUGUUCAAGGCCGGCCUCAACAAGUACCUGCGGCGCCACAGCCUGGGCAGCGCGCGCACCGCGGACCUGUGGGCGGCCGUGCAGGAGGCGGCCGCCGAGGCGGAGACGCCGCCGGCCGGCGACGGUCCGCCAGACGUCCAGGCGAUGAUGGACUCGUGGACGCGCCAGAAGAGCUACCCACUGAUCAGUGUCGUGCUGUCGGCCGGCCGGCUGACGGUGCGCCAGGCGCCGUUCACGCAGCUGCCAGCGGUCGGCGCGCGCCAGUCGGACGCGCCGCUGUGGCACGUGCCGCUGAGCUGCCGGCUGCACCGGCGCGCCGGCCUACUGGCCGUGCGCCUCAACGGCACGGCCUCGGUGACGGUGUCGGCGCCGCGCCAGUCGGCCUGGUACUACUGCAACGUCAACAAGACGGGCGUCUACCGCGUCACCUACCCGGCCGACAACUGGGCGGCACUGCAGCAGCUGCUGCUGGCCGGCUCCAGUCACCUCAGCGUCCAGGACAGAGCGGCCAUCAUCGACGACGCCUUCAGUCUCAACAGGGCCGACCUUCUGAACGCCAGCGUGCCGCUGCGGCUGAGCACCAGUUUGUCGCGCGAGGCGGGUCUGGCGCCGUGGGCGGUCAGCCGGCGCCACCUGGACUGGUGGCUGCAGCUGCUGUACGAUCAGCCCACCCACGCGCCGCUCCAGCACUUUGUCCGCCGCCUGAUUGCGCCCCAGUACGGGCAGCUCGGCUGGAGCGAGCAGGGCUCCCACGUGGUCCGACGCCUGCGGGCGCUGGUGCUGGCCUGGGCCGUCUCUGUGCGCCUGCCAGAGGCGGUGGCCCGCGCGCGAACCCUGUUCAGUGAUUGGAGGAACGCCGGCCUACCGGUGCCACCUGAUCUCAGGCAGCUCGUGUACUCCACAGGGGUCGAGUAUGGCGACACCGGUGACUGGCAGUUCGUCUGGCAGCGCUAUCUGAACGCAACAACGCCCACCGAGAAGAACUCUCUACUGCGGGCGCUGGGCGCCUCCACGGACCCGCUCAUUCUGGAGCACUUUCUGCGGAUCAGUCUGGCGGGUGAGCUGGUGCGCAGUCAAGACUUCGUGCUGGUCGUGGAGUCAACGGCGGCCAACCAGGCCGCGCGCCUCCGGCUUUGGCGGUUCGUCCGGCUCAACUGGCACAAGAUUCUCGACAAGUUUGGCGGCGGCACCUUCAUGAUCGACAACAUCAUCCAGGAGCUAGUGUCGCGCUUCAGCACGCAGCUGGAGCUGGAGGAGGUGCGGGCCUUUUUCGACGGAAAGGAUCUGCGCAGCGCUAGCCGCUCCCUGCGGCAGGCGCUGGAAAGCAUCCAGCUGAACAUCCGCUGGCGCGGCAGCCACCAGGCCGCGGCGGCCGCAUGGCUGGAGGACUGGAGCCGGCGGGAGGCGGCCGGCGCCGCGCCGCCAACAGCCAGACACUGGCCCAACUAGCGGCACCAGCCGGCCGGCCGGCAGGGCAGCUCUCCGCUGCACUGUGCGCCUGUUUUGAGUAUAAUGCAUUGCGGUGCGCGCCAACUGAGAGGCGAUGUAACCCAUGCAGCUCGCCGGAGACGGACCAUGUGACCCGUGCAGGCCAGGGAUAGGACCUGACUAUUCCGUCGCAUCGAUUCGACUCCAACCUGCAAGUGUCGGUGACUGGGGUAACAUGGGCGGCACGUAUGGGCAAGGAGGAAUCUAAGCGCCAAUUAGAGACUGGAGGCGACGGCGCGGGUGACGCUGGGCGCUACGUCUAUACAAGUCGCCGACUUUGUUCCCGUGUUAUUGGCGAGGCAUCGCGCACAGCGCCGCUAUUCCACUGGCCAGUCCCUUCCAUUUAGUUAAGGCGACCGGCGGCAUACGACCGCCGAGUUCGGGCGAACCGUUCCAAAUAUACUGCCCAGUUCGGGCGAUGGCGAAUCGUUCCAAAUAUACUUACUGCCGAGUUCA